Funneliformis mosseae is the source of this 160-nucleotide messenger RNA. The record is from the annotation of a GenBank genome assembly. NCBI's taxonomy places the organism in Eukaryota, Fungi, Glomeromycota, Glomeromycetes, Glomerales, Glomeraceae.
AUGGACACAGACAUGGACUGUCCGUUCCCAGACUGUCCCACGGACAUGGACAUAAAAUUUUUAUGUCUAGGACAUUUGGACAUAAUUCCGAAAGAUUUAUUAUUAGGGAGAUAUUUUACGGUAUAUCUUGAAGCGAAUAGUCCGGUUUCAAAAAAGGCAA